GAAGUCACAGACGCAGCCACUGUACUCGAGUUUUUGGCAUGGGGCCGGCGCAAGGAAGUCCACUUUGCAACUCAUAGUCUAUCGCCCGACAUUAAUUUCAAGGCCUCCAACGGCGCCGACUAUGGCUUCCCAAGCCCUUCCGGAAGACGGCACGGACUGAGAAGUGACGUGAACGAUGCAGCACCCUUGCAUGUAUUACAGACUUUGCUACCCGAUAAGGCCCAGGUGGCUACUCUGGUAGACUACCAUAUCAAGUGCUUGCUCUGGUUCCAUGGCUCGUUUCACGGUCCUACGUUCGCUCGGCAAGUGACAGCGUUCUACGCUGACUACGGCGGCAACAUCUGCCACCCCGAUGUCGACCUUCAAUGGAUCGCACUCCUAUUCGCGGUGUUGACUGGUUGUAUGGCUUGUGGGAACGAAGACCAGCUCUCCGAAUGCGGCUUCCUGCUUGAGGAGCGGGAGCUCUUAUCUAGUAGGUGGUUUCAAGCGGUGACUACAUGCCUGGAUGCAGCUCACUACAUGGCCAACCUCUCCAUCCGCGCUUGCGAAGCGAUUGCUACAAUGACCAUGUCUGCUCACAUACUUGGCUUUUCGAACCAGCAAUCCAUCCUUCUCGCCUCCGCGGCACGCGUUGCCCAAUCCCUGGGUCUGCAUCGUCUUGACGACUCAACUCCGUUGAAUGUAGAGCGAGAAAGUGGUCGACGACUUUGGACUCAACUCUGCUCGCAGGACUGGUUUGGGAUUCCAUUCUCCGACAGCUAUUCCAUCAACCCACUCCACUCGCAUACAGUCCCACCGCUCAACUGCCAUGACACUACGCUUGACGAGCUGCCUCUCACAGAGCCUACUGUUACGACCUACUGCCGCUUUCUCAACGACAUUGCGCAUCUAAUGCCCCGGCUCCACGAUGCAGUCGCACUGUCAAACACAACGUUCACGCGAUAUGAGCAAGUCUUGAAGUACGAUCGCAAAAUGCGCGCAAUUGCUUCAGAUCAAAGACCGGCAUGUCUGCGCAGUGGGCCCGUGAAUCCAUCCUGGCCAAGAUGGGUGGCCUGGGCUCGAAGAGCAGUAGCAGUGACUAGCGCACAUAAGAUCAUCAUGAUCCACAGGAAGUACCUGACACUCAGCUUCACGAACCCGGCGUUUUCUUUUACGCGUGCGACAUGUAUUGCGGCGUCGAAGACGAUAAUGCAUGAGAUUGGGCAGCUGGAAGAAGAUGGACCGACCUUUUGGAUCUAUCACGCAUUCACUGUUGCGGCAUGCAUCACCCUGUGCCUGGAUAUAAUCCACAGGGAGAUUUCCGAUCCAAGAUGCCCUGAACACAGAACCCUCGUCGAAAGUGGCCUUGCAUAUCUCUCUCAGGCGAGUAAUAGCAGAUUGGCAAGCCGUGGGGCCCAAGUCCUGUCAGGACUU
Molecule: messenger RNA, 1413 nt
Organism: Baudoinia panamericana UAMH 10762
Lineage: Eukaryota; Fungi; Ascomycota; Dothideomycetes; Mycosphaerellales; Teratosphaeriaceae
Exons: 2
Source: RefSeq, a predicted model, not a curated record